AUGGAAGUAGAUACUAAACCAUUCAGCAAGGCUCUUAGCAUUAAGUACCCCGGUGAAGAAAAUGUAGAGUUUUUUUUCCAUAAGAUCGAGUUUGAAGAUAAAAUGAUCAUUAAUAUUCAAAUAGAUGGGUCCAUGGAUAUGACAUUCGAUAUCGCAGAUACUUUUCGAACAAGCAAUCCGAGCUUCCUACGCUCGUCCAAUGAGGAUGGAGAGCAUGAAAUAGAGCCCAGAGUGCUCUUGGGGAAUCACAAAAACAUAAAGCUUCAAAUCGUAGCAUCCCAAAUUGGAAAACUUGCAUUAAACUCAAGCAGACCUAAAAGCAUUAUACUAUCGAUAGGAUCACGUUGGUUCGGAGAUGGUGAAUCAGUCGAGAAACAAGACUUUGAUAAGCUAUUGUUCAUACUAGACAACGUUAAGGACUUGCUACAAUGA
Molecule: messenger RNA, 432 nt
Organism: Priceomyces carsonii
Lineage: Eukaryota; Fungi; Ascomycota; Pichiomycetes; Serinales; Debaryomycetaceae
Exons: 1
Coding region: 1-432 (143 amino acids)
Source: RefSeq, a predicted model, not a curated record